Messenger RNA from Mesitornis unicolor (brown roatelo), 696 nucleotides. Its product is annotated as exonuclease mut-7 homolog. The transcript is spliced from 6 exons. The record is from RefSeq and is a predicted model, not a curated record. The annotation marks the transcript as partial. Lineage: Eukaryota; Metazoa; Chordata; Aves; Mesitornithiformes; Mesitornithidae.
GCCAGGACCCGCUCCUUUUGCUGAAAACCCUCCAGCUCCUCUGGACAAAGAAAGAGAUGAAGAAGCUCAAGGAAGAAAUCAGGCGGGGCUUUGCCGGCCUGGAGGACCCAUUGGCAGGACUGCUGGCCAUGCUGGAGGGCAGCAGCGAUUGGAAGGGGAAGGGGCAUUCCCUGGGGUAUUGCAUCACCAGCGAGCUGCAGCUUUGGAUAAAAGAGCAUCCUGCUGUUCAACAGUCUGGCACCAAGCUGAAGAAGCUGCAGGCCCGUGUACUCAGAAUACUACCCCAGUGCCCAGCUAAUCUUCUUGACCCUCUGAUUAGCAUUUACCAGCUCCAUACAGCCGACCGGAACUAUUUGCUUGGACACGUCAGUCAUCUUUAUCACAGGGGCGAUUACAAAGAGGCAGCCAUACUGAGCAUUAAGCUAAAAUUACAGCCAGAUCAAGAUGUGGAGAAGAUGUGUACGCCACUACUGCUCCAAGAUAAAACUAACCUGGUGGAAGAUUAUGUGGGAGAAUAUCCCGAGCUCCAGAGGAAGCUCUUGCAGAUCCUGGACACGUGGUGUGAACCUGGUUUUAAUGUCAGAGACAUCGCAAGACAAUACCAAGGCCUGUCCAGGUACAAACCAGAUAAAUUUAACCGCAAAAUACUAAGCAAGCUGGUCUUCAGGCUCCUCGACCGAUAUAACGUAGAUCCAG